Molecule: messenger RNA, 639 nt
Organism: Mesocestoides corti
Lineage: Eukaryota; Metazoa; Platyhelminthes; Cestoda; Cyclophyllidea; Mesocestoididae
Source: the annotation of a GenBank genome assembly
AUGGCUGAAGAUCCUGUGGCUGCGUUUUUAGCUAACGAAAAGGCUGAGCUUGGUGACAUAACCGACGAGUUAUAUAAUGGAGCUGGAACAGGAUCAGAUGUUGGUUCCACAGGGAAUCUAGGAGAAGACGAUUUUUCAGAAAUCGAAGCUCCGGAGGUCCCUAAUAUUCCCGAGGUUGUAACUUCAGAGGCAGUGCAUAGUGUUACAACGAACUCAAAUAACUUCAACAGUUUAAAUGGAACUCAAAGUCGAAAGUCAUCCACGAUGUCAGUACCAGCGAAGCAGGAAUCGCCCAUUUUGGAAUCGUGGCGUGCCAAUUUCGAUGCAGAUAUUAAAUCUCGAGAUGAAAGGGAAGAAAAGAGACUUGCUGAACUUGAGGCGAAUGCCAAAAAGGAACUGGAGACAUGGUAUGCUCACUAUCGACAGCAGCAGGCUACCAAGUUGGCUGACAACCGAGCAGAGGCACCGAAAGACCUGUCGGGAAAGGCCUACAGCGGUUACUCGGGACCCACGCCGUCGGUGGGCGACACUGCUGUUUGGGAGAGCGUGUGUGGCAUGUGCGACUUGCAUGUGAGUGUCCUGCACAAUCACGUUUCCCCUCUUUCUCGCCAUUACUCCCAUGUGUUUUUUUCACCAUGA